AUGUUGGCUGCAAGUCUCGGUGAUACAGCCUUGGCCCUGUACCCGAUCAGACACAGCUCUACAACCCAAGAACUUGUCGAGCCACUUGCGGAAACUGUACCGAUCCCGCCAGGCGCUAAAGGACGAAUCUGGUCAUGCGAGUUUCUGUCCAAGGAUAGGGUAGCUGUUGGACUGGGUCCGUCCAACGAGCCUAUUCACAUUUACGAUGUCACACCUAAUGGCUUCUUGUCUCAACCUCUUCGCACCUUCAACUUGGAGUCCAAGUCUUGGGUGGAAUCGCAACCGGAUAACAAUGCAUCACGCAACACAUCUGUCUACCCCAUACUACCAGUCCAUGGUACGGCGCAGUGCGGCUCCGAUGCGGGCAAUGUAUUCCUCUCUGGAGGCUAUGACGGCAUUACUCGGCUGCACGACGUGCGCUCGCCGCGUAGCUUCGAGACCAUGUUCUGGGACCCAACGAACGACUCUUCCGUUUACUCACUUGCCAUGCAAGGCCUUGAGCGGAUCGUAGUUGGUGUUUCGAUGCACAGCAUGAUCAAAGUCUUCGACUUGCGGCUGGCAGGAUCACAUGCGUACCAGUCUUUCUCUCUAUCGUCGAAGCCAAAGCCAAAGCCAAAGACGCAAGCUCCGAAUCAUGACUACUACAACGCGAUCGUCAGGAAUGCGAAAGAUCCCUCAAGUACGGUCUCUGGUGGUUGGAACUUGUAUCUCAAUCCACGUAUUCGUCCAAGGCGCGAUGCUUACCGAGAAGACUACUCGCGGGGCGGACAAGACUCGCCAGUCUACACUUCCGGCACGGUCGACAUCCAGUCCUCGUACGAUCCACGAGGUGAUGCACUUAACCUGGGUAUGUACGAGCAGGGCACGGAAGAAGGACUAGGAACGAGGGUGAUCGCUGGGCAAGAGGGGAAUUACCGCCGCAAAUCCAAGCUCAAGGUCAAAAUCAAGGACGCGGUCGUGGACGUGGGCAUAAUCGCGGCCGCGGAAGAGGUGGUAGAGGGAGAGGUCGUGGCACUGGUGGUCCACGAGGUGGAAGCACAUAGUCCAACGCAGGAUAUCCGACUCAAUUGCCUUUGUUAUCCAGCUCCCAGCGUCAUCGAAGAGGAACCGAAGAUGCUUGUGGCUUUUGACUGA
Molecule: messenger RNA, 1134 nt
Organism: Parastagonospora nodorum SN15
Lineage: Eukaryota; Fungi; Ascomycota; Dothideomycetes; Pleosporales; Phaeosphaeriaceae
Exons: 3
Coding region: 1-1134 (377 amino acids)
Molecular function (GO): protein binding
Source: RefSeq, a predicted model, not a curated record